AAGUUUUCAGUUUGCUGUUGACGGUAUGAUUGUUGUUGACGGUAUGAUUCCACACAAACGAUAGUGCCAUCAAUCGUGCCGCACGCCUCCUUUUAUCACAUUCGGCACAAAUACGCGUCGACAGAGCCGUGGCCGCGAGCAUUUCUCAUUGCGCGGUUCGAUAUCAAAGUUAAAUAAUACAAACAAUACCCAUAAAAAGAUUACAAAAAUACUAUGCCGGUAUGGUACAACAACAUCAAUUUAUUAAUUACACAAAUAUCGAAUACAUUUUUAUCUCUGGUUUCUCCUUCGCUCCGGUCAGAAAGUUAAAGUAAUAGACAAUAACCAGUGAAUACCCAAGGCAUAUAGUGAGUGUGUACAUAAGAAACGCGUUUAUUUGAAAAGUGCAACGGCGAAAAAGUGAACAUCAAACAAUCCAUCAACUUCCCUACCAAAACGGUACUAAAUAAACUUGCGGCUUUCGACAAUCAACGCUCGCCAGAAACAUCGAUGCAUUUACGGCUGCACUGACCAAAAAGUGCGAAAUUGCCGAAGUUCGGUACUGUGUUUAUCUCCAGAUACGUGUAUGUCGAUGCGUACCGGUGUAUAAAUGUACUAAGGAAAAUAAAUAUUGGCUGGAAAACAACAAAUAUUUGCUUAAGUGCCAAGUGAAGUGAGUUGGUUGUGACCCCACACGCAUAUACAUAUGUAUGUACAUACAGAUGCGUUUUCCAUUGCUUCCCUGCUUGGUGUAAUAUUUCUGUGAAUAAUUAUUAAAACCAUCGUUCACCCAUAAUAAUCGUUUUCGUUAUAAAUUUACACCAAUGUGGUCAUUGCAAAUCCGCGGCCAGUAAAAAUAUAUAUAUACUUUUACGUGCUUACUUCUGGAUCUAAGAAAAAUUAUCCGAUAAUCGAAAUGGAUUCUUCCCGCAUUUUUAAUUGGUUAUUGACUACAGCACUCUGUCUACUCCAACUAAUAACUUCCGCCCAAUCAGAGUCAUCGCGAUUCAUCACUACGCCUCAAAGUCAAACCGUCGUAGAGGGCGAACCAAUUGUGUUUACAUGUCGGGCAAGUUCUGCCGAUGGCCUCCAAUACGCUUGGCUUCAUAAUAAUGUGCCGGUAAAAAAUUCGACUCGUGUGCGACAAUUGGAAUCGGAUCUUCACAUUGAGAGUGUGCAGCGCGAUGCCGAUGUCGGUGAUUAUGUUUGCAUAGCGACUAGCACGGCAAGCGGAGCUCGUCAAGCUUCACCCCCGGCACGACUUAAUGUAAUAUGGAUUCAGGCGGCUUCUGUGCAAUUGUUAAGCAGCAAUCACAAUGAAGUCACUCUCAAGUGCCAUGUGGAGGGCUCUUCUGGCGACGGAAUGCUCGAAAUCGAAUGGUUCCGCAACAGUGAAAAAUUGAGUACACUCAAAAAUAUUGAACUGCAACAAAAUCGACUUAUUAUACGCCAACCCAGUGCCGCAGAUAGCGGACUCUAUCGCUGUAUAGCCUCUAAUGCAGCUGGGCGUGCGAUGAGUAAGAAAGGCUACGUAUUAAAAUGGUCGAACAACAAAAGUGGUUCGUUUGAACGCGACAGCGCCAGCUUUACGUCUUCCAGCUGCAUUCCGCGACUCAAGAAAAAUCAAAAAUUGCCCAUAAACGCUAUGAAACAGAUAUUUCUUUGCCGUGGCAAGCGCGGUGAUCAGACAAGCGAAGACAAAUUACCAGCCGCUACAGAUGUUACCAUCACAAAGGGACCAGUCAGCAAGCAAGUCAAAGAGAAUGAGCCUACAGAAAUGAUUUGCCUACAUUCAGUACCGGAAAAAUAUCAUCAAGUGCAGUUACGGUGGCGAAAGGACGGUAAAAUAUUUCGUAUGGUGGAACUCGGUGCAUCUGCUCCCUCAUCCAUGUCUGCACCCACUGAAACCGGCAAGGAAUUGGCACCACGAGAAGAUACUCGCAUAGUGCUCAGCCGAUCUAAUGGCUCAUUGCUGUUCAGCAAUGUGUUUGCAAGCGAUGCCGGGCAAUAUGUUUGUCAAAUCUACGUGGACGGUCUUCGCCCCAUUACUUCGGAACCUGCCGAGCUACAAGUCAUCGAACAGUUAAAGUUCAUGCCGCAACCGACGUCAAAAAACUUAGAACUGGGUAGUGUUGGGAAGGUGCAUUGCAAGGCGCAAGGAACUCCAUCGCCCAAUGUCAAAUGGAUACGGGAACCUGGUGCUCAAUUGCCCGAGGCAAUCGAUGACAUCAACGGUACCUUAAUAUUCAAGAACGUCAGUGCUGAGCUCCGCGGCAACUACACCUGUGUGGCGAGCAAUUCGCAAGGUCAUAUCAAUGCCACUGUUACCGUUAAUGUAGUAGUGGCACCACGAUUCUCCGUUGCUCCCGAAGGUCCUAUCGAAACUGGUGAAAUGGGGGUGGCGGUCAUGCACUGUCAGGCAAUUGGCGAUCCCAAACCAACAAUAAAAUGGGAUAAGGACUUGAAGUAUUUAAGCGUGAAUAAUACGGACAAGAAUCGCUUUCGUUUCCUGGAGAAUGGCACGCUCGAAAUACGUGACGUACAGCCGGACGAUGAGGGUCGUUAUGGAUGUACGAUAGGUAAUAGUGCUGGACUGAAGCGCGAAGAAGUGCGAUUCGUUGUGAAAUCUUCUGAUGCAACAUCGGAAGAAUCCGGUGAUGGCUUUCUAAUUACACGAGCUGUUCUCAUCACAAUGUCAGUAGCUUUUGCUUACAUAAUUUUGGUUGUUGGUUUAAUGAUUUGGUGUCGCUUCCGUCGUCAAGCGCGUAAAGCACGCCUUAAUGAAGCGAAUAAAGAUAACCCAGAGUCCGGUGAGAUGGGCAAAUUACCCGAAAACGAGCCAUGCCUGCCAGAUCACGCUUCUUCGGGAAAAGUACGCAAAGUAAAUGGUAACAACAACCCGCGUGGCAGCGGCAAUGAAGCAGCGAAAUCCGAUGACACUGCUUGCAGUAACCACUCCAAAGGCUCAAAACGUUCGCACGCCUUGGAUCAGCUUUCCCUGCCACGUUCUGGUAUCUCUGAGUUGAUACAAAUAGGUCGCGGAGAGUUCGGUGAUGUUUUUGUGGGAAAGGUGAAAGCGUCGGUUAUUCGCCAAGUAGAUGAAAAAGAUAACGAAUCGGAAAGACACAAUGCCAGCGAUAAUAAUUGUGCAAUCACUUCAAUCGAAAAACGACGCUCGAAAACGUCAAUGGACGACAUCGAAGAGAUACGAGAAGAGCAGGAAACAGGAAGUGCCGAUGGUGAUACAACUUCUACAACAACAGAUGAAUACAAAUUAGUGUUAGUGAAGGCUUUGAAUAAGUUUAAGGAUGAAAAUAUUUGUCAGGAGUUUAAAAGGCAAAUCGAUAUGUUUCGUGCUAUUUCACAUAAAGGUGUGGUCCGAUUAUUUGGCUUAUGUCGUGAAAAAGAUCCUCAUUAUAUGGUUUUAGAAUACACCGAUUGGGGUGAUCUGAAGCAGUUUCUUCUAGCCACUGCCGGGAAAGUGAAUACUUCAAAUAAUUCUGCUCAAUCUCCUCCGCCAUUGCAGACCGGACAAAUUUUGGCGGUAGCAUACCAAAUUGCACGCGGUAUGGAUGCCAUUUAUCGGGCUCGAUUCAUACACAAGGAUUUGGCGACCCGUAACUGUGUCAUCUCUAGUGAUUUCAUUGUAAAAGUAUCAUAUCCCGCCCUAUCGAAGGAUAAAUACAGCCGCGAGUACUUCAAGCAUCGCAACACUCUUCUACCCAUUCGUUGGUUAGCACCCGAAUGCAUUCAAGAGGAUGAUUUCACAACUAAGAGUGAUAUCUUUGCAUUCGGUGUCGUUGUUUGGGAAUUAUUCAGCCAGGCCACGAAAGUACCUUUCGAAGAGCUGAGCAACGAAGAAGUCAUACAACGCAGCCAAUCGGGCAAUUUAGAUUGGGCAUGUGCAAGUGGUACACCGGACAGUCUCAAGGAUAUUUUGGUUACCUGCUGGAACUCUAACCCUAAGGAACGACCCUCAUUUAGUCAACUGUGCUCAGCGCUCAGUAAAGCAAUGCAAAACAGUGAUAAAUAAUUUUCAUACAUAAUAUUACUUCUACUUAAAAUAUGAUUUUACGUGUAAGUAACAUAUACAUAUAUACAUAUAUAUAUUUAUUUAAUUAGCUGCAUAGAUUAAUUUCGAGGGAUUUUAGUGUUAAGUCUAAAAAAUUUGAUUCCAAUAAUUAUCGGCUAAGUAGUUUCCAGAAUUCUAAAUGGUUUGAUUAUGUAAGUGUAUGUGGACUUUGACUGAGCAGUUGUGGAAAAUGUGUUAAACACAUCGAUAAAGAGUACUGGUUUAUUGCCGCCUAAAGUUUCUUAGAAAUUACCCGCCAAUCAGCUCCACAAUAUUUAUGAAACAACUGGAAGAGUACAGAUAAAUGCAUUUACUAGAUUUAACUAAUAAUCGAUUUGGUUGUACAAAAGUAUUGGACAUGCAUAUAUUUAUAGCCAGAAAUAAUGAAAAAGUAGUAUUUUAAUUACAACAUUUACAACAAACAUAUGUACAUACACAUCCACUUACCAUAUAAGAUAUUUGUGAAAUUAUUUGCAAUGUAUUGAAAACUAGGAGCAGCUACAAACCGAAACUUCCAAUUAAGUUUUCCUUAGAAUAAUUAACAUGUUUACAUAUGUACAUGUUUUAUAUGUGUGUAGGUAUAAGGUGGGUAAUGACAUCUUCUUCAAAAUGUAUUAUAUGGCAUGCGUACUUUGAGCUCAUAUUUAUUUAUUUUGUACAAUUUUUGCAGUGCAAAUGCACUUGUAGUCUUGUUUCAAUGUCCAUAUGUAUGAACUUGAUUCAGAAAUCAGCAACGAAUAAUUUAGGUUAACAUGCAAUAAGUUUAAUCAUAUCUUAGGGCUUUAUAUUAAUAAGUUACUAGCCAUUUUAAUAAGCAUACAAUCAUAAGUCAUAGAAAUUUCACUGUACAUACAACAUACAUAUGUACACAUAUAAUAUUCACAACGAUUAUUUAUUUAUGUAUAAGCGAUAUUAAAUUCAUAUAAGCAGAGUACAUCCGCAUAUAACCAGUGAAGCAUUUACAUAUAAACUAAAAAAAAAAAUCGCCCAAUCUCUUGUACAUCAAGAUUUAGAAAAAUGGUUACCACAUAGUAUUUAUCUUCAUACAUCCGUACAUCAUAUGUACAAAUACUUAACAAAAUGCCAUAAGAUAUGAGUGUAUACAUAUACAUAUGUAUUAUAAGUAUUAAAAGGAUGUAAUGAUUUAUUUAACAUUCGAAACUCUUCGAAAAGCAUCAAAAACACGAAACCGCUACCAGCCUUUUGCUAAAUAAUAAUCCUCAGUGUCCAUAUGCUUUCCACAAAACUGAUUAAAUUAUUAACAUCGACGUAAAUUUGCAAUAUAUACUUCUUGAAUGGUUUCUAAUGUAGCUUUAUAAGAGUUGUAUAUUCUUAUUACUUUUGUAUGUUGGUUUCUUCCAUGAUAAAUAGUCAUAAUAGUAUGGUUAAGUUUAAAAUUAUUGAAAAUUAUUAAGUUCUUUUCAAUUUUUCAUUGAAAUU
Molecule: messenger RNA, 5491 nt
Organism: Bactrocera tryoni
Lineage: Eukaryota; Metazoa; Arthropoda; Insecta; Diptera; Tephritidae
Gene: otk
Product: tyrosine-protein kinase-like otk
Exons: 9
Coding region: 896-4012 (1038 amino acids)
Biological process (GO): cell surface receptor protein tyrosine kinase signaling pathway; dendrite self-avoidance; axon guidance
Cellular component (GO): axon; signaling receptor complex; plasma membrane
Molecular function (GO): transmembrane receptor protein tyrosine kinase activity; cell-cell adhesion mediator activity; ATP binding
Source: RefSeq, a predicted model, not a curated record